Messenger RNA from Manduca sexta (tobacco hornworm), 792 nucleotides. RefSeq names its product nuclear cap-binding protein subunit 2 (gene Cbp20). The record is from RefSeq and is a predicted model, not a curated record. NCBI's taxonomy places the organism in Eukaryota, Metazoa, Arthropoda, Insecta, Lepidoptera, Sphingidae. Gene Ontology annotation, molecular function: RNA cap binding. Gene Ontology annotation, cellular component: nuclear cap binding complex. The coding region runs from base 172 to 657 and encodes 161 amino acids. The transcript is spliced from 4 exons. Gene Ontology annotation, biological process: mRNA cis splicing, via spliceosome.
CAGCGCUGUGCAAUGAGCUGUCAUUUUACUUUCUUCGGUUGUCAAUUUUAUUAGUUUUCAUGUUUAGUCCAGAUUGCUCAUUGGAUUUAGUUUAUAAAUUGUGUGGAACUAGUUAUAUUUAAUCUGUAAAAUUUUAUUAUAUCGUACUGUGACACUCGAUUAUUAUUUAAGAUGAAGCGGAGUUACGAUUCCAUGAAUUCGUCCAUUGAAAUCAGUUCCUAUCGUGAUCAACAUUUUAAGGGCUCUCGUAGUGAACAAGAGAAAUUGUUAAAGGCAUCAUCAACACUCUACAUUGGUAACCUGUCAUUCUACACAACAGAAGAGCAAAUAUACGAACUAUUUUCACGUUGUGGUGACAUAAGAAGAGUUGUUAUGGGCUUAGACAAGUAUAAGAAAACACCUUGUGGGUUCUGCUUUGUAGAAUAUUAUGCUAGACCAGAUGCUGAAAAUUGUAUGAGAUAUAUAAAUGGUACUAGACUAGAUGACAGAAUCAUCCGAUGUGACUGGGACGCAGGAUUCAUAGAAGGAAGGCAAUAUGGACGAGGCAAAACAGGAGGACAGGUUCGUGAUGAAUACAGAACUGACUAUGAUGGUGGCCGCGGUGGCUAUGGGAAGAUAAUUGCACAGAAAAUUACUCCAAGCAAUCUGGAGCGUUGAUAACAUAGUGUAACAUAACAUAUUGUAAGUGUGGAUCUAUACAUUAUUAUGUGAAAGACUGUACUAUUGGAAUUAUUGAUACAAGAUGCAUUCAGUACCAGCAGAAUGAGAUAUUAAAGAUUUUAUUUCAUAUAA